Molecule: messenger RNA, 658 nt
Organism: Pistacia vera
Lineage: Eukaryota; Viridiplantae; Streptophyta; Magnoliopsida; Sapindales; Anacardiaceae
Product: ethylene-responsive transcription factor ERF020-like
Exons: 1
Coding region: 7-495 (162 amino acids)
Biological process (GO): regulation of DNA-templated transcription
Molecular function (GO): DNA binding; DNA-binding transcription factor activity
Source: RefSeq, a predicted model, not a curated record
UCUGAAAUGCAAUCAAAUAGCCUAAAGAACAGAUCAGAGAGUGGUCCAAGCAUGGCUGAAAAGAAGUACAAGGGAGUUCGCAGACGAAAAUGGGGCAAAUGGGUGUCGGAAAUCAGGGUUCCAGGUUCAACAGAGCGGCUCUGGUUAGGCUCCUAUGCUACGGCAGAGGCGGCUGCGGUUGCCCACGAUAUUGCUUUCUAUUGUUUACGUAGACCGCCGUCUUUGGAUGGCCUUAACUUCCCUCAACUGUUGCCUGCGAGGUGUGUGGAUGCAGCCUUGUCACCGAAGUCUGUACAGAAAGCUGCUUCGGAUGCCGGGAUGGGCAUCGAUGCGCAGAUGAUCGUGAGCAAGUCGUUUAAAGAGGCGAUGGAGGUUAAUGAAAGUGGUGGGAUUCAGGGCUUUGAAACACAGUUUUUGGGCAAUGAGAGUAAUGAUUCUGGGACGUGGAAGGAGAAGGAGCUGAGCAUUUCUGUUGAAGAUUAUGAUUAUGAUUAGUGAAACUACUGUUUUUGUUCUCGCUUAUUCUUUUUCCUUGUUCGACAAGAUUUAGCUUUUAAUAAAUCACCGUACAUAUUGAAAUUUCUCAAGUGCAGAGAUUCAGAUUCUUUCUUUUUAUAAAACAUCGGCAAGAAAGAAUGAACUUAACAUACUUCUCAGU